AUGAUGCUGGGCGGUUUUCCGAUCACUUUUACCAGCGGCCGUAUGGAACGUGAACGAAAACCGAAAUGUGCACGUUGCCGUAAUCACGGGAUCGUCUCGUGGCUCAAAGGGCACAAACGUCAUUGUCGUUUCAAGGAAUGCGCAUGCGAGAAAUGCAAUCUAAUAGCUGAACGUCAACGAGUGAUGGCCGCACAGGUGGCGUUGAAACGGAAACAAGCAACCGAGGACGCAAUUGCACUCGGAUUACGAGUGGUUGCUGGUCAGGUUAUUGAGCGUCUCCCACAAGGUCCACUAUGGAACGCCAGUACCGAUGAGGACCAAGACAUUGAUGAUCAUGGAUGCGGUGGAGAUGUCCUGCAGACGAUUCCAGCACUUCGCCAAGUUGCGCAAUGCGAAACGAAGUCACCUUUCGGUCGACUCGGAGUGACCGGACAGUGUACGAAGGCCUCGUUCUCGAUGGAAUCUCUUCUUCAGAGACCGAUGUUCCCUUCAUAUCCAUGGGCAUCAUUCUUACCGUUGAUGUCAGCAGUGAGCCAGCAACGAAGCAACGACUCGCUGUCGCCUGAGAAUCCAUCUCUUAGCAGUGAA
Ostertagia ostertagi is the source of this 588-nucleotide messenger RNA. Lineage: Eukaryota; Metazoa; Nematoda; Chromadorea; Rhabditida; Trichostrongylidae. The record is from the annotation of a GenBank genome assembly.